CGAAAGAGAGAAUAAUAAAAAAAAAAAAAAAAAAAGCAAAAAGUAGUCUUCUCCAAUGAAUGGAGAGUGAGAGAGCUUUCUUACGGUGGGGGCCCCGCGGAGGGAACGCAUUUCCAUCGCGGCUCUCCGGGACCUCUCCUGUUCCCAUGACCUCUCGGAUAAGGUGCACCGUCUGCCUUCGGCGCGCCCGCAGCCGGCCUCUGUCCUUCUCGCUGCUCCGGCGCAUCUUGCGCGGGGUGGCCGCUGUCCUGCGGCGCUCCGGGACGCUUCGCCGCAUUCUGCGCCGGGUUCUGAGAAGGAGGCACCGGGGCAGCCGCCGGCCCAGGUGAUGAUGCUGGGCAGCCCUCGCGUGGCCGAGCUGCUGCUGCAGCGCGGCGCCGACCCCAACCGCCCCGACCCGCGCACCGGCUGCCGCCCCGCACACGACGCGGCCCGCGCCGGCUUCCUGGUCACGCUGGCGGCGCUGCACCGCGCCGGGGCGCGCCUCGACCUGCCCGACGGCCGCGGCCGCCUCCCCAUCGACGUGGCGGCCGGGGGCCCGCACGGCCCGGUCGGAUGCCACCUGCGGCGGCUGCGAGCACCGGCGGGGCAGGUGAGGCGUCGUCCGUCCCCCGCCGUCCCACCGAGCCCGGGCGGAGCGCGCUUCGCGAGCCUGCAAGGAAGCGCGGAAGAAGACACCGCACCGCUCUGAGCGGCCCCGCCGGUCUUUUCCUUCCCCGCAGCUUCGCAGACGCAUCAUCGGCGCUCGAGGGUGGAGAACAUCAAACAUUCCGUCGGUUGCCCGCAUCCAGCGGUCGUUCGCGUUUGGAGAAGUGAGACAGCCGCUCCGUUGCGCCCCGCGCUUUGCUCGCUGCCCCGCGGGACGCUGUGUUGAUCUCAGUCCGAUGCUCGCCGUAUUCUUAACCGGGCUGAUUGUAUUCGUUAUCACACGUCCCCGUAGAGCUUUGCAGUUCUCCUGACUCUUCAGAUGCUUUCAUAUAGCCGUUAGAAAGAGAAACGGGCAUCCCUUUUACAAAUUAAAUUCAGAUUACGUUCUCCCUUCACCUCCCCCGUUCAGCUCAGAAAAUCUUACGAAGUUCGACACUGACAGAAAUUAGGUUCUAGGAGCUACUGCAAAAACGUCACAUGCAGGACUAUUCAGGAAGAUCCGUUCCUGCAUGUAGUCAGUUGAAGCGGUUUUGUUACUGCGAAGUUUUAACAUUUGGAAAUCCUUGAUCCAAAAGCUCUGUGUAAUGAGUGUUUUUAGGACAUUGUCGGGGGACUCUAAACCAGACACUGGGAAAAAAAAACAGACAAACAAACAAGAAAAGAAUGACCUUGGUCCACUGUAAAUCUGAUUCCUUUCUCACACAUUGCCUUCAUUUUGAUGUGAUUUCCAUCAUCUUCCCGGUGUUCACACCAUUGUGUGCGCGGAGGCAUCCGAUUCAACAACGAAAUGUAAAAUUGGACUGUUACGUUCCACUUAAAGUUAAAGUGUAAAGGGAUCCGUUAUGCUCUUUUAUUAAACUGCAGUACUAUUCAGCA
This is a messenger RNA of Gallus gallus (chicken), 1524 nucleotides long. It is a transcript of the gene CDKN2A, whose product is annotated as cyclin-dependent kinase inhibitor 2A (melanoma, p16, inhibits CDK4). The transcript has 2 exons. The coding region runs from base 147 to 329 and encodes 60 amino acids. The record is from RefSeq and is marked reviewed. Lineage: Eukaryota; Metazoa; Chordata; Aves; Galliformes; Phasianidae.